CACACACACACACACACACCAGGAGUGGACUAUCUCUCUCUCACCUUUGGACCGUCGGUGGAAGGACUUUAUUUGACUCUCUCUCUUCUGGAGCCGGCUGCCCUCACGAGGCUCCUCCACCCUUCUACCGCCUCUCCACCUCUCCGCCAUGGCGGCUCUGGAUUCUCUCCGGUCGGAGGUGGAGGCCGACGGCAGGAGGCCGUGAGCGGAGCGAGACCUCGGGAUGAUGGAGGAGGUGUCCACCAUCAUGGCGUACGACGCCCAGGUCAUGGAGCAGAUGAGCGAGGAGGAGAUCCUGGCCUGCCUGAUCCCGGCCACGGAAGCCAACCUGGGGGAGAGUCGUCUUGAGUUGAUGGACGACGACGAGCCUUUGGACAGAUACCUGAAGGAGAACCACCGGCUGCAGCAGGCCGGCCUCCGUCUGGAGCAGGAGAACGACAACCUGGCCCACCGGCUGAUCAGCAGCAAGGUGGCGCUGAGGAACAGCCUGAACCUGGUGGAGGACCAGGUGGAGCGGCUCACCACAGACCUGUACCUCACCAAACACCGGCUGCAGGCCACCGAGGAGGAGAAGAGAGGCAAAGACGAGGAGGCGGCCGUGUCCAAGGAGGUGUUCCGGAGAGAGCUCGACAAGGUGGAGCACGAGGUGCGGAGGUCGUCGGGGGUCAUCGCCGACUACAAACAGAUCUGCUCCCAGCUGAACCAGCAGCUGGAGGAGCAGCAGGCCGCCCACAGGGAGGAGCUGGACGCCCUCCAGAGCGCCACGGCGAGCUGCUCCCGCUGCCGACGCCUCGUGGGACCGGGGCCUCCUCAGGCUCUGGGCCUGGAGGAGGAGGAGAAGGAGGACGCCGAGGAUGGAGGAGGUCUUGGUGCGGCGGCGCAGAGGAGGAGAGCCGCCCGGGAAAAGGAGUCCCUCGGAGCCCAGAUCAGGGAUCUGGAGCGAGAGCUGGCCGAGACCAAGGUCCAGAUGGUGGAGGCCAGGUGUAAGAUCCAGGUACCUCCACCUGUAUGGAGCCAAGCAGCACACAGGGCACAUGUUCACACCACCGGGCUGAAGGAGCUGCGGCACCAGAAGGGAACGCUGGCCAACGACCUCCGGGAGGCCAAGGGCAACUGGGUCAGCAAGGCCUUCACCUCGCUGCGGCCCGCCGGCGCCGGGGAGCCUUCCAGGAGGGUCCCGCCCUUUUCAGGGUGGAGCGCCAAGAAGCUGCCGAGGCCUCGAGGGCGAGACCACCGGGAGGACGCGUGACCGCCAACGGCCCCCGAUAAGAGGGCGGGGCCACCGGGAAGACCCCGAUAAAAGGUCAGGGCCUCCGAGAAGACUCCGAUAAGAGGGCGGGGCCACCGAGAAGACUCCGAUAAGAGGGCGGGGCCACCGAGAAGACUCCGAUUAAAGGUCAGGGCCUCCGAGAAGACUCCGAUAAGAGGGCAGGGCCACAGAGUAUUCAUUCAUGAAUCCAGACUGAUGCUGCUAUCGCUUGGUGUCACAGAGGAGGAGGAGCCUGAGAUGUAUACGCCACAUGUACUGUGCUUUGAUUUUGAAAUCUGUAUUAAAACAUGACGACUCA
Messenger RNA from Pseudoliparis swirei, 1568 nucleotides. RefSeq names its product RAB GTPase activating protein 1-like 2 (gene rabgap1l2). Bases 224 to 1249 code for a protein of 341 amino acids. The record is from RefSeq and is a predicted model, not a curated record. The transcript has 8 exons. Lineage: Eukaryota; Metazoa; Chordata; Actinopteri; Perciformes; Liparidae.